AUGGCCGGAGGGCCUCUCCAGAAGUUGCUCCUGCUCGUCGGUCACGAGGCGCUGACCUACUGGCUGCUUCGGCCACCCGAGCCUCCGACGCCGAUCUGCCCGCCGUGCGAGUGCAAGUGCCCGGCGGCGAGGGAGCCGUGGGCCGCGGUGCCGACGAACGCCGAGGAGGCGGACCCGCAGUGUAGCUCGCUGCCCCACGCCUUCGGCGCCGGCGCCAUGGCGAUCGCCCUGCACGCCGCCGUGGACUCGGAGUUCUGGAAGACCCUGAUGCUGGGGUCCUGGCUGCUGGUGUGGUACGGCGACGACCACGUGUGGCAUGAGAGGCUGGCGGCGUGGCCGGUCCAGGGCGCCCAGUGGGUUUUGCAGACGCCAGACAAGGAAGUGUACGCGGAGUACCUGGACGGGUCGGACCCGGAUGGCCUCGAGCGCGCCAUCCCGCUGCUG
Prorocentrum cordatum is the source of this 444-nucleotide messenger RNA. Lineage: Eukaryota; Dinophyceae; Prorocentrales; Prorocentraceae. The record is from the annotation of a GenBank genome assembly.